This is a messenger RNA of Megalops cyprinoides (Indo-Pacific tarpon), 2994 nucleotides long. It is a transcript of the gene rasgef1ba, whose product is annotated as RasGEF domain family, member 1Ba. Lineage: Eukaryota; Metazoa; Chordata; Actinopteri; Elopiformes; Megalopidae. Gene Ontology annotation, biological process: Ras protein signal transduction; positive regulation of GTPase activity. Bases 79 to 1497 code for a protein of 472 amino acids. The transcript has 15 exons. The record is from RefSeq and is a predicted model, not a curated record. Gene Ontology annotation, cellular component: plasma membrane. Gene Ontology annotation, molecular function: guanyl-nucleotide exchange factor activity.
CAUGCCACCAAACAACGGCCAACCAUCUUUGGGACAUUGACAAAUGAGAAACCAGCAUGUGACCACAAAAGGGACAACAUGCCUCAAACGCCGCCGUUUCCGGGAGUGUUUGGCACCAGCGGUUAUAACAAGAAUCUCUACCAGACAAAGGAGGAGAGCUACGCUGGGCUGUAUUACCAUGACAACAACCUCGUGUCAGGGUCUCUCGAGGCCCUCAUUCAGCACUUAGUCCCCAGCGUGGACUACUACCCUGAUAGGACGUACAUCUUCACCUUCCUGCUCAGCUCCCGGCUCUUCAUCCACCCCCAUGAGCUCAUGGCCAAAGUGUGCCAGCUCUGCGUGGAACACGAGAGACUCAGCGACCCCCAGGCUGACAAGAUGAGGAUCAGGAAGAUCGCCCCCAAGGUGCUGCAGCUGCUGACGGAGUGGACGGAGACGUUCCCCUACGACUUCAGGGACGAGCGCAUGAUGCGCGGCCUGAAGGAGCUCACGCACCGAUUGGCCAGCGGAGACGAGCUCUACCGCAAGGCGGUCCAGCAGGUGACCCAGGCUCUGAUCCGUAAGCUAGCCACCCUCAGCCAGUAUGAGGAGGCCCUGGCCAAAAUCAACGCCACGGCCACGGACAGGCUGACCGUCCUGAAGACCAAGCCCCAGUCCAUCCAGCGGGACAUCCUGACCAUCUGCAACGACCCAUUUACUCUCGCCCAGCAGCUCACUCACAUAGAGCUGGAAAGACUGAGUUAUAUUGGCCCUGAGGAGUUUGUCCAAGCCUUUGCUCAGAAAGGCCCGCUGGACAACGAUAAGAGCUGCUUCAGCGAUCACAAGAAGGCGAGUAACCUGGAGGCGUACGUGGCGUGGUUCAACAGACUCAGCUACCUGGUGGCCACAGAGAUCUGCAUGCCUGUUAAGAAGAAGCAGAGGGCUCGGGUCAUCGAGUUCUUCAUCGACGUGGCCCGGGAGUGCUUCAACAUAGGCAACUUCAACUCCCUCAUGGCAAUUAUCUCUGGGAUGAACAUGAGCCCGGUGUCCCGGCUGAAGAAGACCUGGGGAAAAGUCAAAACCGCCAAGUUCGACAUCCUGGAGCACCAAAUGGAUCCAUCCAGCAACUUUUACAACUACCGAACGGCGCUGCGCGGAGCGACUCAGAGGUCCAUAACAGCCCACAGCAGCAGGGAGAAGAUUGUCAUACCAUUCUUCAGCUUGUUAAUCAAGGACAUCUACUUCCUCAAUGAAGGCUGUGCCAACCGGCUGCCAAAUGGACAUGUGAAUUUUGAGAAAUUCUGGGAACUGGCCAAGCAGGUGAGCGAGUUCAUGACCUGGAAGAAGGUGGAGUGCCCCUUCGAGAGAGACCGCAAGAUCCUGCAGUACCUCCUGACCGCGCCCGUCUUCAGCGAGGACGCUUUGUACCUGGCCUCGUACGAGAGCGAGGGCCCCGAGAACAACAUGGAGAAGGACAGAUGGAAGUCUCUAAGGUCUACUCUACUAAGUAGAGUGUGAAGUACCGAAGCCACGCGCUGCGCAGCCGAGCCCGCCCUGGCAAAACGCCCGCGCUCCGCUGCGUCCUGGACACACAAAGUAUCCCCAUUACAAGGGGAACGACAAUCUUUACAGGACCUCGCUGUUUCACCGCAACGGGUUUCUAAGAGACCGUCACGUUUUUUUCGCUCUUCGUACUGGGCGUUUGGGGACUGCUUUUUUCAUCUCUUUGUAAGAAUUUGUAGUCUUUUUUUUAAAACAAAGAAAAACUAUUCUUGUCAAAGAGAAAGGAUCCAGACGACACAAAUCAUUUUGCCGUGCUUCUGCCAGAAGACGGUCGCAAAUGGGCCGGGCGGUGAGGAGGGACCCAGAUGCUGUUGACGCAAAUAGAGUCCUGACAUUUUCAAAGUGUACGUUCUGUCUUCAUGAAUAGGAGUUGGCUGCUGGUUGGCUAACUCAGUCUGAAUGGUUCGUAAGCUGCUCUCUAAAACCAGCAUCAUGUUAUACGUACUGAGAGAACAGAACUGUUUGUUCAUCAUGUAGCUGGAGCAUAAAUGAUUUCAGUCCUUACGCUGACAUUGUUUGUAGUUUUUGUUGUGUACGUUCAUUAUUUUUUUCUACAUGUAAAUAGGAGUAACUGUGUCACUCCAGCCCAGUGUGGUUUUCCCACCCUUUUUGGGACGAGGACUUCUCUCAGGAGGGUGCCAAGUGCACCGAGUUUAGGAGUAACUGAUGUCAUUUUCUGUGCUGUGGAAAGAACUGUAAUACACUAAAAAUGAAUACAUUCCUCCCAGCCCUCCCCCUUCCCUUAUCUCAGGGGCAUUGGCCAUAAGGGUACACAGCGUGUACGUGUGGAGAUACCAUGUCCCCAUUAUCAGUGUUAUUUGGGUUCAUCCAUUAGCCACUCCAUGGCUAAAUAUAGAGUUGAAGUACUAUUCGCUUCAAGCACUUAAGAUUACUCACUAUUUGUGAGAGGAGGCUUUUAUGAAUCACAAAGCCCCGCCCACCCCCGCGCUGCAUAAUGCAGUCAUGCAAUGAGGUGAUGUAGGUUAGAGAUGAGGGAGUGAGGCUUCAUAAUGGGGUGGAGCUUCUUUGUGCUGUCAGUCACUGACAUAUCAACCAAUCAAAAUACUUUGUCCUUCAUUAAAAAAAACACUACGAUUGGUUCAAAUCAAUGGGUUAAUGAUAGCACAGAGUAGCUCUACCUGUUCUGGGGUUCAUGAAGCCUUACUGUCCCAUCAUUAAUUUAGGCCCCUGGUGCCUAAGCCAGGUGGAUAGUGAGGUAAGGUAUUUAAGUAGAUGAAAUUGUGCGGGCUAGCCCCUGUUUAAGUGCGAGUGCUAUAUUUUAAUAUUGUUUUUUUUUUUUUACUAAAUUGUCCAAAAAUUAUUUAUGUUCCCUAAAGUUAUUUGAGCUUUCAUAUGUUUUCUGAGUUAAUUUACUGAUAUUUACUGUUAUUUUAUUAUAUUGUCCUUAUUUAAUUUUGUACUAGGUACAUAACACACUUUGGUAGCCAUUUA